CCCUUGUAACUGCAUUUUACAGAGGAAGCUUUUCAGUGUUUCACACGAGCUGGGACUCGGAUACACAGUUGAUUUACACGUCCUUUGCUAAUAUACUUUACCGUGGAGUGCAUGCGUUUCCUUCACUGAGUUAAAACCUUAUUUCGGUUUUCUUCACAACAUGGCAUUUAAAGAGCGUAAUACAAACAGAGGAGUAAAAUGGCGACUGUUUUGGCGAUUGCGACGGGCCGUGUACCUGUGUAUUUUUCAGCUUAUUAUUUUUAAUCAAACGGAGGCACAGAUUCGGUAUUCGAUCCCAGAGGAGAUGAAGAAAGGGUCCCUUGUUGGCAACGUCGCACAAGACCUUGGUUUGGAUUUACAAAGGCUUCGUUCUGGUCGGGCCCGUAUCGUGACAGGAGAAAACAUCCAGUACACUGAGCUGAAGACAGACAAAGGGACUUUAGUCGUGAAUGAGAGAAUCGACCGAGAGCAUCUUUGUGGAGACGUGACACCGUGUAGCUUUACCUUUGAGAUUUUACUGGAAAAACCAAUGGAAUUGCACCCUGUGACCAUAGAAGUACUGGAUGUAAACGACAACGCUCCCACUUUUCAAAACAGACACUUGGAAUUUGAAAUAAGUGAAUCAGCUGCUCUUGGUUCCCGUUUUGUCUUAGAGAGUGCGGACGAUGCGGAUGUCGGCGAAAAUGAUUUGCAGAGCUACAUUUUAACUCCGAAUGACAAUUUUGUUUUAAAACAGCAUGUUAAUCCGGACGGCAGUAAAUAUGCUGAGAUGGUGCUUCAGAAACACUUAGACAGAGAAGCACAGCCACGCCUGUCUCUAAAACUGUUGGCUGUGGACGGCGGAAAUCCACAAAGGUCGGGUACAGUAAAUAUAGGCAUCACUAUCUUAGAUAUCAAUGACAAUGCUCCUGUGUUUAACCAGUCAGUGUAUAAGGCCACUGUGAUUGAAAAUGCUCCAAAAGGCACUUACGUUGUUACCGUGAAUGCAAGAGACAUAGAUAGCGGUUCGAACGGUAAAAUUACAUAUUCCUUUUCCAAAUCAAAAGUAGGAAUAGCUGACGUGUUUGACAUAGAUGAGGCCACUGGACGAAUAUAUGUGGCGAAAGAAAUUGAUUAUGAAAAGGACAGAAAAAUUGAGUUCAUGGUUGAAGCUAAAGAUCAAGGAGGACUGACAAAUUCGAGUAAGGUUGAACUUGAUGUUGUCGAUGUAAAUGAUAACACACCUAUUAUCAACGUUAUGUCAUUUACAAGUCCUGUAUCAGAGGACUCGCCUGCUGGUACCACCAUUGGCAUAAUCAAUGUUAAAGAUCUUGAUUCCGGUGAAAAUGGACAAAUAAGGUGUUCGAUUGACGGCAGUGUUCCUUUUAAAAUUAAAUCCAAUGUGAGGAAUUAUUAUGCAUUGAUAACUGAUGCUGCAUUAGAUCGUGAAAAAGUAUCAGAGUGUAACAUCACUGUUAUCGCCUCAGACGCUGGUUCGCCCCCUCUCUCAGCUAAAAGAAUGUUUUAUUUAAAGAUCUCAGAUAUCAAUGACAAUGCUCCAGUAUUUUCACGAGGCCUGUACAGCGCGUUUAUUACAGAGAAUAACGCUCAAGGUGUCUCCGUAUUAAGUGUUCAUGCUAAAGACCCAGAUGAAAACCAGAAUGCACGUGUUUCCUAUAUUUUAGAAGAAUGUGAGAUUAGUGGAUUGUCAUUGUCUGAAUACAUGUCCAUUAAUGCAGAAAGCGGAGUAAUUCAUGCAGUUCGCUCAUUUGAUUAUGAGCAGAUCAAAGAGCUUAUAUUCACUGUCAAAGCUCAGGAUGGAGGCUCUCCUCCACUCAGUAGUAAUGUGACAGUGAAAAUACUGAUCCAGGACCAGAACGACAACCCCCCUCAGGUCCUGUACCCAGUCCAGACUGGAGGCUCUGUGGUGGCUGAAAUGGUGCCUCGUUCAGCAGAUGUGGGCUAUCUGGUCACUAAAGUGGUGGCUGUUGAUGUGGACUCUGGACAGAAUGCCUGGCUCUCCUAUAAACUGCAGAAAGCCACAGACAGGGCGCUGUUUGAAGUGGGCUUACAGAAUGGAGAAAUCAGAACUAUCCGCCAGGUGACUGAUAAAGACACAGUGAAACAGAGACUGACUGUUAUAGUGGAGGACAACGGGCAGCCCUCUCGUUCAGCUACAGUCAUUGUUAACGUGGCGGUGGCGGACAGCUUCCCUGAAGUGCUGUCGGAGUUCACUGACUUUCCACACGACAAGGAGUACAAUGACAACCUGACUUUUUACUUAGUGCUGGCUCUGGCUGUAGUUUCCUUCCUCUUCAUCACCUGUUUAGUGGUUAUUAUAUCAGUGAAGAUCUACAGGUGGAGACAGUCUCGCAUCCUGUAUCACUCCAAUCUCCCUGUGAUUCCAUAUUAUCCACCACGUUACUCAGACACUUUGGGGACAGGGACUCUCCAACACGUGUACAACUACGAGGUGUGUAGGACGACUGACUCCAGGAAGAGUGACUGUAAGUUUGGUGGAGCUGGUAGUCAGAACGUGUUGAUAAUGGACCCCAGUUCUACAGGGACGAUGCAGCAGAUACAGGGUGAGAAGAGCAUCCUGGAUGAACCAGACUCUCCUCUGGAGGUCAGUUAAAUAGGGUUGUAAAUGUGUUCUAUAUGUGUGUUCAUAUAUAAUUUAUCAAGUUAUAAACAGUCGCUGUUCAGUUUUCUAUCAGC
Molecule: messenger RNA, 2697 nt
Organism: Monopterus albus (swamp eel)
Lineage: Eukaryota; Metazoa; Chordata; Actinopteri; Synbranchiformes; Synbranchidae
Product: protocadherin gamma-A10-like
Exons: 1
Coding region: 161-2614 (817 amino acids)
Biological process (GO): homophilic cell-cell adhesion
Cellular component (GO): plasma membrane
Molecular function (GO): calcium ion binding
Source: RefSeq, a predicted model, not a curated record